CUUCCGGUCGGCAUUUUGUUCUACGAGAGGAGAGCCUCUGGAUCAGCGCAACAAUCGUACUUUUUCUCAUUUUCUGUCGAAAUUGGCUCUACUUUUGGUUUAUGUCGGCGCAGACCGACUGAAACGGCGACGGACGAAUGUUCCGCCACGAAUGUACGCUCAAACAGCCAGCUCUGAGUGACGGAAGAAGAACCAAUCGGUCCGACCCGGAUUAUUGUUGAUAGCUAACAGGCUAGCAGGCUAACAGGCUAGCCGAGCGGCUAAAGCUGCCAACCGAGAUCCUUGUGGAGGAUCAGGAGAAGAAAGAAGAGCAGAGACACGGACAAACCGAGCGAAAACAUCCCCUCCCUUCCAACGCAACAUCCCAAGAUUGCGAGAGGGGGGCGUUUUUUCUGAGAUGUCAGUGAGUCCACCAAAGGCUGCAGAGGAUUCUUCAAAAAGGUGUCGGGAGAUGUGAGGGCGGGUGUUUCAGACCCUGAUCGACCUGUGUACGGACUCACAGCGCCACCUUCAGCAUGAAUGGGGAUAUGCCUCAUGUUCCCAUCACGACUCUCGCUGGGAUAGCUAGCCUUACUGACUUGUUGAACCAGCUCCCGCUCCCCUCUCCUCUCCCGGCCACCACCACCAAGAGCCUCCUGUACAAUGGGCGGAUCGCGGAGGAGGUGACGUGUCUGCUGGGCUGUCGAGAUGAGAGUCUGGCCUCACAGUUAGCCCAAGGUCUCAACCAGGUCUCCACAGAGCACAUAGAGUUGAAGGACAACCUGGGCAGUGAUGAGCCUGAAGGAGACGCUCCGCUCCUGCUGCAGACGAUGCUCGCCAGGAACCCGGGAAUCUUCAGGGAGAAAAAUGUUCGGCAGCAGCCGAUGGUACCAUCAUACAAAAUCACACAGAAUUCCAUGCACAGCCCGGCCCAGUCGGGAAACUUCCAGUCAUCAGCGAUUUCUCCCAAUUCAUCAAGUCGCUUCGUGGCCCCUCAGAGCGGCUCCAGCGGUCGGUUCAUUGGUCAGAACAGUCCGGUCCCCAGCCCCUACACGCCCCAAAGCCCCGCCCCCGGAUUCAUACAGCAGUAUCCUCAACCCCCGUCCUACAACCCUCACCAACCGAUGCAACCAGUGUCUGUAGCGAGUCCGAUCGUUCCAGGGAACCUCAGGAGCGAAGGCAAAGGACAGAUGACCAACGCCGCCAACCACCACUCAGACCAGCAGGGCACAGAAGACUACAUGAACAUCAUGCAUCGAUUAGGGACUGGGGAGGGAGACUCUUCCAUGAGAAAUCCAGCUUUUCCCUUACGGUCGCCACAGUCGGGCUGUUCUCCUGCCGGGAGUGAAGGGACGCCCAAACCGGGUUCACGUCCCCCGCUCAUCCUGCAGUCCCCUCCUCCCUACGCAGCAUCUCCCAGUGAGCAGAAGCCACAGCUGCAGCAGAAGAAGAAGACGCCCACAGUAAAAGAGGAAAAGGACAUGUAUGACAUCGUGAGCUCCCCCAACUCCACCAAACUCACACUUAAACUGGCACGGGUCAAGUCCAAUGACUCAGAUCCUCCAGGUGAGGUGGUGCCAGCUGUGGACCAGAACUCGGACGCCAUGGAGACCGAGCUGGGUUUUCAGCAGGUGCCGGUCCUUCAGCAGAAUUACGGCGCACGUCCUCAACAGCUGCAGACAGGGGGCGCCGUUCUGCAACCGCCCAGUUCUCCUUAUGACGAAGCAGAACUCGAUGCUCUGGCUGAAAUCGAAAGGAUAGAACGAGAGACCGCGAGUGAAAAAUGCUCAAAGGAAGUACAAGAUAAAGACAAGCCCCUGAAGAAGAGGAAACAGGACUCGUUCCCCCUGGAGCCCGGAGCAGGCGGCCCAGGCGGACCCACGGGAGCUCCGGGCAGUGGAUCAACGGGAGGUGGGAACGCCGGGAAACUGACCCCACAGGAAGCCACCGCCGCUGGGAACGGUGCUAGUCGGCCCCCUCUAAUGAUCAAACAGGACAAAGACGGCAGUGGCUCUGAGGGGCACAUGUGGGGCCAGCCCAAGGUGAAGCUGGAGAGACUGGGUUUGGUCCAGGACUUUGAGAAGAGGCCCAAACCCGUGGUGGUGCUGAAGAAGCUCUCGGUGGCGCAGAUUCAGAGGAUCAUCCGCCACAGCAAGUCUGGGAAGAACCGGCUCUCCUCCGGGAAGUCCUCCAAAAGUGGCAUGGACCCAGCCGUACUCAAAGAGCUACCUCCUGAAUUACUGGCAGAAAUCGAGUCCACGAUGCCUAUGUAUGAAAGAGUGAAGAUGAACACGAGGAAACGGAGCACAGUGAAUGAGAAGCCAAAAUACGCAGAAGUCAGCUCGGACGAGGAGAGGGACGGAGAAUCUGCUAGAAAACGGCAGCGGAGAGACAAGGACCGGACGUGGGAUUUUGAGGAGAGGGAGCGGCGUCAUUCCGGAGAGCAUCGGAAAAGUGGACAACGCGACAGUCGCAGAGGCUCCGGCAGCCGCUACAGAGACUCGUCUGACGAAGACUCUCCUCCUCCCCCUCCCAGCAUGAGUGAAGUCGCCAGGAAAAUGAAGCUGAAAGAAAAGCAAAAGAAGAGGAAAGCGUAUGAACCGAAGCUCACUCAGGAAGAGCUGAUGGACUCCUCGACGUUUAAGAGGUUUUUGAACAGCAUCGACAACAUCCUGGAGAACCUGGAGGACGUCGACUUCACUGCUAUGGCCGCAGACGAUGAUGAAAUCCCUCAGGAACUGCUGCUUGGAAAACAUCAGCUCAACGAACUGAGCAGUGAAUCGGCCAAGAUCAAGGCCAUGGGCAUCACAGGGAGGAUCCCUUCAGACAAACUGGUGAAGCUGCUGAACAUACUGGAAAAGAACAUCCAGGAUGGGUCUAAGCUGGCCACGCUCAUGAGCCAUGACCAGGACGCAGAGGACGAAGAGAAGCUGUGGAGAGAUCUGAUCAUGGAGCGGGUCACCAAGUCCGCAGACGCCUGUUUGACUGCGCUGAACGUGAUGACCUCCUCUCACAUGCCCAAAGCCGUGUACAUCGAGGACGUGAUCGAAAGGGUCCUUCAGUAUACAAAGUUUCACCUGCAGAACACGCUCUACCCACAGUACGACCCUGUGUACAGAGUCGACCCACACGGAGGUGGCAUGUUAAGCUCCAAAGCCAAACGCGCGAAAUGCUCGACUCACAAACAGCGCGUCAUCAUCAUGCUGUACAACAAAGUCUGCGACAUCGUGAGCAACAUCUCAGAGCUCCUGGAAAUACAACUGCUCACAGACACCACAAUCCUGCAGGUUUCUUCAAUGGGAAUCACGCCCUUCUUUGUGGAGAACGUCAGUGAGCUGCAGCUAUGUGCCAUUAAACUAGUGACAGCUGUGUUUUCACGAUAUGAGAAGCAUCGGCAGCUGAUUUUGGAGGAGAUUUUCACGUCUUUGGCUCGGCUUCCCACCAGCAAACGAUCGCUCAGGAACUUCAGACUGAACAGCUCAGACCAGGACGGGGAGCCGCUGUACAUUCAGAUGGUGACGGCUCUGGUUCUGCAGCUCAUUCAGUGUGUGGUCCACCUCCCCAACGACAAAGAGACGUUUGACGAGAUCGACGCCAAGGUGGAUCAAGACGUUCUGAUUACAAACUCGUAUGAAACGGCCAUGAGGACUGCACAAAACUUCCUUUCCGUCUUCCUCAAAAAAUGUGGCAGCAAACAAGGAGAAGAAGAUUACAGGCCGUUGUUUGAAAACUUUGUGCAGGAUCUUCUGUCCACAGUGAAUAAACCUGAGUGGCCCGCUGCAGAGCUCCUCCUCAGUCUGCUCGGGAGAUUACUGGUUCACCAGUUCAGUAAUAAGCAGACUGAGAUGGCUCUGAGGGUGGCGUCGCUGGACUACCUCGGCACUGUCGCUGCUCGUCUAAGAAAGGAUGCAGUCACCAGCAAAAUGGACCAAAAAUCAAUCGACCGCAUCCUGGAGGAGACUCCGGGAGACGAUGAGACGCAGCAGCUGCAGAAGGCUCUUUUGGAUUAUCUGGAGGAAAAUGCAGAAACGGACGCUUCCCUGGUGUUUGCGCGGAAGUUCUACAUCGCUCAGUGGUUUAGAGACGCUACGACAGAAGCUGAAAAGUCGAUGAGGAGCCAGAACUCCAAAGACGAUGAUUCUUCUGACGGACCUCAACACGCCAAGGAGAUCGAGACCACGGGCGAGAUCAUGCAGCGCGCCGAGAAACGCAAGAAGUUCCUACGCAACAUCAUCAAGACCACACCAGCCCACUUCACCACACUCAAAAUGAACUCUGACACUGUGGACUACGACGACUCCUGUCUGAUUGUGCGAUAUUUGGCCUCCAUGAGGCCGUUUGCCCAGAGCUUUGAUAUUUAUUUAACACAGAUUUUGAGAGUACUUGGAGAAAGCGCCAUUGCUGUCAGGACAAAAGCCAUGAAAUGUCUGUCUGAAGUAGUGGCGGUGGACCCCAGUAUUCUGGCACGGUUGGACAUGCAGCGUGGGGUUCACGGGCGUCUCAUGGACAACUCAACCAGUGUGAGGGAGGCGGCCGUGGAGCUGCUGGGCAGGUUUGUGCUGAGCAGACCUCAGCUCACAGAGCAGUACUACGAUAUGCUGAUUGAGAGAAUACUGGACACGGGCAUCAGUGUGAGGAAAAGAGUGAUCAAAAUCCUCAGAGACAUUUGCCUGGAGCAGCCCAAAUUCAGUAAAAUCACAGAGAUGUGUGUGCGCAUGAUCAGGAGAGUCAACGACGAGGAAGGCAUCAAGAAACUUGUGAACGAGACAUUCCAGAAGCUGUGGUUUACUCCGACUCCAGCACACGACAAAGAAACGAUGACGAGGAAGAUCCUGAAUAUCACAGAUGUGGUGGCCGCGUGCAAAGACACUGGCUACGACUGGUUUGAGCAGCUUCUACAGAAUCUCCUGAAGUCUGAAGAGGACGCCUCGUAUAAACCAGCCAAAAAGGCGUGUGUGCAGCUGGUGGACAAUCUGGUGGAGCACAUUCUCAAAUAUGAGGAGUCUCUCUCAGAUAAUAAAGGAGUCAAUUCACAGCGGCUGGUCGCUUGUAUUACCACGUUAUAUUUGUUCAGCAAGAUCCGGGCUCAGCUCAUGGUGAAGCAUGCCAUGACAAUGCAGCCGUAUCUGACCACCAAGUGUAAUACUGCCAAUGACUUCAUGGUGAUCUGUAACGUGGCAAAGAUCUUGGAGCUCGUGGUGCCUCUGAUGGACCACCCCAGUGAGACAUUCCUGGCCACGAUAGAAGAAGACCUGAUGAAGCUGAUCAUAAAAUACGGCAUGACGGUGGUGCAGCACUGUGUGAGCUGUUUGGGAGCUAUCGUCAACAAAGUCACUCACAACUACAAGUUUGUGUGGGCCUGCUUCAACAGAUUCUAUGGUGCACUGAACAAACUGAAGAGCCAGCACCAGGAGGAUCCCAACAGCACGACUCUGGUGGCGAAUAAACCGUUCCUGCUGCGAUCGCUCUUCACUGUGGGCGCUCUGGCGCGACACUUCGACUUCGACCUCGAGGAGUUCAAGGGACCCACAAAGGUGAUCAUCAAAGACAAAGUGCUGGAGCUGUUGCUGUAUUUUACCAAACACGACGAUGAGGAGGUCAAGACUAAGGCCAUCAUCGGCCUGGGGUUUCUGGUCAUCAUGCACCCCAGUCAGAUGUUCAUGCCUGAGGUGAAGACUUUGUACAACGGGAUUCUUGCUGAUUCAAACUCCUCCAUCAACCUGAAGAUCCAGAUCCUGAAGAACCUGCAGACGUAUCUCCAGGAAGAGGACACGAGGAUGCAGGAGGCAGACAGAGAAUGGAAGAAGCUGUCCAAACAGGAGGACCUGAAGGAGAUGGGGGACAUCUCCUCUGGGAUGAGCAGUUCCAUAAUGCAGCUGUAUCUGAAGCAGGUUCUGGAGGCGUUUAACCACACGCAAUCCAGCGUCAGACACUUCGCCCUCAACGUGAUCGCACUGACGCUAAACCAGGGCCUCAUCCACCCUGUGCAGUGCGUGCCCUACCUCAUCGCCAUAGGAACAGACCCAGAGGCCACAAUGAGGAACAAGGCCGACCAGCAGCUCGUGGAGAUCGACAAGAAGUACACCGGCUUCAUUCAUAUGAAGGCUGUUGCUGGGAUGAAGAUGUCGUACACGCUGCAGCAGGCCAUCAGCUCCUCCAGAAAAGCCAUAAUCCGCGGGUUCAGACAGGACGAGACUCACUCUGCCCUGUGCGCUCACCUCUUCACCAUGAUCAGAGGAAACAGACAGCACCGCCGAGCCUUUCUCAUCGCUCUGCUCAACCUGUUCGACGACAGCGCGAAGACGGAGGUGAACAUGCUGCUGUUCGUGGCAGAUAAUUUGGCCUGUUUCCCGUAUCAGAGUCAGGAGGAGCCUCUGUUCAUCAUGCACCACAUCGACAUCACUCUGUCUGUGUCUGGGAGCAACCUGCUGCAAACCUUCAGAGAGCUUCUAUUAAAGGAGCCCAGACGCAAAGAGAAGAAGGUGAAGAAGGAGUGGAGGAGAGCGUCGGACGGAGAGGAGGACGAGGGGAAGAUGAACUGCGACUCCUCCCGAAGCGAAAACAGCGAAAGCGACGACGAGGAGCGGGGCGACGUACGGCGGCCCAAAAAGCCCAGUAAACGCGGCGCUCCGGCCUCCGGAUCGGAGUCCGACUCAGACCUGGAGGAUCUGGACGUGGAGGACGUGGACAAAGUGAUGAGGCGUCUCCCAGACAACCCCAUCGGACUUCUGGACUUCGCCAACGCCGUUCAGGGAAUUCUGUUACUGCUGGUGCUCAAGCAACACCUCAAGAACCUGUACGGGUUCUCUGACAGUAAAAUCCAGAAAUAUUCGCCCACGGAGUCGGCCAAAGUGUACGACAAAGCCGUGAACAGGAAAAACAACAUCUUCUUUCACCCGCGACAAACCAUCGACUUCAUCUCCAACAACAUGGCCCAUGCCACCCUGACGGAGGACAUGAAGAGGAGGAUCGUCAAGCAGUACCUCGAUUUCAAGGUUCUGAUGGAGCACUUGGAUCCGGACGAGGAGGACGAGGAGGGUGAGGCUUCGGCCAGUGCCAACAUCAGAAACAAAGCCAUAAACGCGCUUCUGGGCAGCUCCAGUACUGUCCUGUGCGGCCCCAGCCCCAGACACCAGGGCCCCGGACCAGAGACGGACGACGAUGACAGCGAAGGAGAGGAGCGGGCGCCAGGGUCUUCUCGAAAAUCCCGACGCGGCGACUCGGACCCGGGCCGCAUGAGCGAGACGGUGGAGGUGAUGGACGUGAUCGCGCUGCACUGCCCCAAAUACAAAGACAGACCGCAGAUCGCGCGCGUGGUCCAGAAGAGCUCGCACGGCUACACGGUCAACUGGAUGGCAGGCUCCUACUCGGGGCCGUGGGCGGAGGCUAAAAAACGCGAUGGACGCAAACUCGUGCCUUGGGUGGACACUAUAAAGGAAUCGGACAUUAUUUACAAAAAGAUUGCCUUGACCAGCAACCAUAAACUGAGCAACAAAGUGGUACAGACUUUAAGGUCGUUGUAUGCGGCGAGGGAAGGCGGGGCUAGCUAAUAGUCCCUGCUGUGUGCGGUUGUUUUUUUUUCAGUUUGUACUUUUCGAGAACCCCCAUCCCCACCUCCUUCAGCCACGCCAAACUUCACUGGAUUCCUCUCCCCUUCUCCCUUCCUCAUUUUGUAACGGGAGAGAUUUGACACUACAUACUUUUACACGAGUUAUUCUUGCAAAAAGACUUAUUCUAAAGAGGGACUGAUUAUCUUGUGUCCGUGUAAAGUGCAGAUUUAGAAGAAGGAAUCCGGAGGCGUUUUAAGGAAAAAAUUCAGCCGAGGAAAAGCGUUCCAGACUGAUGCCAGAGGAAAUGUUUCGUCGACAUUGUAGUGGGAGCUCCUUCGCUGUUGUGCAGCAGAUUCUAGUCCUUCAUUUCUACUCCCACUGUAUUAUAGUUUAACACAACAAACGAAAAUGUUUAUAUCUGAAGACAAAAAAUCUGUAAAAAAAGAAUAAAACCUUAAGUGAAUGUUGGAAAUUAGUCUUUUUGAUGUUCUUAUUCAAGUGUUUUGGAGUUUAGUGUGGAGGUUAUGCACAUGACGACACAACAGUCCCACUUUUUUAGAAUGAGCGGAAAUAUUAUCAGUGGUGAGUAAAGACAUUUCUGCUGUAAAAGCUCAAAGCACGUGUAAAAUGUGAAAGAGCAGCUACAGUUUAAUAACAUAUCAACAACUCUGUUCAAUGUUUAGUUUGUACUUGAGCUUUUAAAACAAGAAAAUCAAGUCAACAAUCGAAAAGCAGUGAACAGGGAAACUUUUCUCACCGAUGCAGACAUUUCUCUCUUUAAAUAACGUGCUUUGAGUCCACGUGUUGAGAAGAUGAAUUAUUGGGGUGCAAAAACAAAAGCCGCACAGAUAAAAAUCAGGCAAAGAAACACGUGUUGUGUGUUGUGCCGCUCAGUCUAAUGUCGAGGAGCAUUUUUCAGAUAAAACGUCUGUGCAUAAACUCUGCGCUGAAGCAUCCUGAUGAGUUCAUUUUAGUUUUUAGAUAUUUGAAAGAAAACGGUAAAAAGUAACAGAAAAAUAAGAUUUUUUAUUUUAUUCACUUUUAUUUGUCCAUUCUGUAAAAUGGCGAGAGUCCUGGUAUAAUUUAUUCUAUUUCGAGCUCCGCAUGCAGUAACCGUGGCCAACGGGAGGAUAUUUUGUACAUGUACAUUUUGAUGUUUUAGGUCACAUAAGAGGAGGGGUAUUUAUAUCCUUUUGGUGGAACAAUACUGCAAUAAAUUUUCUACUUCUUUGUCA
Molecule: messenger RNA, 8764 nt
Organism: Boleophthalmus pectinirostris (great blue-spotted mudskipper)
Lineage: Eukaryota; Metazoa; Chordata; Actinopteri; Gobiiformes; Gobiidae
Gene: nipbla
Product: NIPBL cohesin loading factor a
Exons: 49
Coding region: 516-7529 (2337 amino acids)
Biological process (GO): replication-born double-strand break repair via sister chromatid exchange; establishment of mitotic sister chromatid cohesion; digestive tract development
Cellular component (GO): Scc2-Scc4 cohesin loading complex
Molecular function (GO): chromatin binding
Source: RefSeq, a predicted model, not a curated record